Molecule: messenger RNA, 3854 nt
Organism: Mugil cephalus (flathead mullet)
Lineage: Eukaryota; Metazoa; Chordata; Actinopteri; Mugiliformes; Mugilidae
Gene: bms1
Product: BMS1 ribosome biogenesis factor
Exons: 23
Coding region: 163-3684 (1173 amino acids)
Biological process (GO): ribosome biogenesis; maturation of SSU-rRNA from tricistronic rRNA transcript (SSU-rRNA, 5.8S rRNA, LSU-rRNA); endonucleolytic cleavage of tricistronic rRNA transcript (SSU-rRNA, 5.8S rRNA, LSU-rRNA)
Cellular component (GO): 90S preribosome; nucleus
Molecular function (GO): GTP binding; U3 snoRNA binding; GTPase activity
Source: RefSeq, a predicted model, not a curated record
AAUUUUGUUUGCACUCGGGUCGCUACAACGAGCGAUUCCACAGAUUUCCGGGGUUAUGUUCGCAGUGCACGUGAGACCUGUGGAAACACGCACUGACGGUUUUCAACGCCAGAAGAACAAGCAUUGAUCUGAGGGAGAAGAGUGGCUUGAUUUUCAGGCAAGAUGGAUGGGAAGGUUAAGAAGCAAAAGCAGCAUCAGCAAAAGCACAGUGGACCAAAGGCAGAGAAGAAGAGGCUCAAAAAGCAGGGAGCAUCAGUGGAGGAAGAUGGGCGGAAACGCAACCCCAAAGCUUUUGCUGUUCAGUCUGCUAUCCGCAUGGCCAAGACAUUCCAUAGGGCCCAGGACUUAAAAACAAAAAAACACCACAUCCCUCUUGUUGACCGAACUCCCCAGGAACCUCCUCCCGUGGUGAUUGUAGUUGUUGGACCCCCCAAGGUGGGAAAAAGCACUCUGAUCCGCUGCUUGAUCAAAAACUUCACUCGGCAGAAGCUUGGGGACAUAUGUGGACCUGUGACCAUUGUCGCUGGUAAGAAGCGACGUCUGACAUUCAUGGAAUGUAACAAUGACAUAAACACAAUGAUCGACUUGGCCAAGGUUGCAGAUCUGGUAUUGAUGUUGAUUGAUGCUAGCUUCGGCUUUGAGAUGGAGACAUUUGAGUUUCUCAACAUUUGUCAGGUUCAUGGUUUCCCCCGUAUUAUGGGUGUGUUGACUCACCUGGAUUCAUUCAAGAACAACAAGACACAGAGGAAGACAAAGAAAAAUCUUAAACACCGUUUCUGGACCGAGGUGUACCAAGGGGCCAAGUUAUUCUACCUUUCCGGUAUGGUGUACGGUGAAUAUCAGACUCAAGAAGUAAAGAACCUUGGCCGCUUCAUCUCUGUCAUGAAAUUUCGUCGUCUGGUGUGGCAAACCUCCCACCCUUACGUGCUGGUUGACCGUAUGGAGGACUUGACUGACCCUGAGAGGGUAAGGACAGAACCCAAGAGUGACCGGACUGUGUCACUCUAUGGUUACCUCAGAGGGACACAUUUGAAAAACAAAGGCCAGGUCCAUAUUCCAGGUGUAGGUGACUUUCAGGUGACUGAUGUGAACUUCCUGCCCGACCCUUGUCCACUCCCGGAUGCUCAGAAGAAGAGAGCACUCAACGAGAAAGAGAGGCUGGUGUAUGCACCCAUGGCUGGGGUCGGAGGGGUUGUGUAUGAUAAAGAUGCUGUUUAUAUUGACCUUCCGUCCAGCCACUUCAGUGAGCAGGAAGAGGUGCGGCCCACUACAGAGUUGGUCCAGUCUCUUAUUGAUACACACAGCACUCUGGAUGCCAAGAUGUCUGCCAGUAAGGUGUGUCUGUUCCAUGGCUCCGCCACUCUGGACCUUGCAGACAUCAACAAACAAAGCGGAGAACAGAAAAGGCUUGAGGAGGAGCUCAUCUGGGAUCCAAACACCAAAAGAGAGAGGAGGAAGGUGAUCCUUUCUGAGGAGGACCAAGAUAAUGCCAGUGGCUCUAGCAGUGAUGAGAAUGAUGACAGUGAAAGUGAACAGGAAGAAGCAGAGGAUGACGAUGAGGAAAACUUUUCCAUCUUUCUCAAAGGGACACAAACCAAAUCUGAAAAAGACGCUACCAUAUCUGUUCCUCCUGUGAAGAAACCGAAACUGAAGGAGAAAGUCAUUUCUGAGGUGCCAGUGUUUGCAGACAGCGAAGACGAGCUGGAGGAGAGUGAAGGAGAGAGUGAGGCUGGGAGAGCAGGUGAUGGUUCUGAAGAGGAUGAAGAAGAAUCGGAUAAGGGCAGUGAGGCUGAAGAAGAGGAACAUGGUAAAUGGGCUAUGAGAUGGAAGGAGGAUCUGCAACAGAAAGCAUCAGAGGCAUUUCUACGACAUCAAGAAGCUGCUCCGAAUCUGAGAAAAGUGGUUUAUGGUUCAGUUGCAGAAGCAGAUGAAUCUGAGGAUGUUGACGCAGAGCUGGGAGGGUUGUUUCGAAUCAGCUGCCCCCUGGAGAGCAAAAAGUUUCAGGCCAAUUCGCUGGAUUGCUCUCGUUUCAUCCCUGACAUUUCCCACAACUGGGAUUUGGAAGAGAUGAUAAACUUGAUCAAGGAUUGUUUUGUAACAGGGAAGUGGGAGGAAAUCCAAGAUGCAGCCACUCUACUGAAGGAGGAUGAGGAGCUGUAUGGUGAUUUUGAAGAUUUAGAGAAAGGAGGAGUCCACAUGGGCCAACCUGGACAUGAGUAUCAGGCUGAGAGUAUUAUGAACAGUGAGGAUGGUGAUGAAGAUGAAGAGAGUCAGGUGAAGGUGGAUGAUGAAGAGGCUCAAAAGAACAAACGCUUGGAAAAGAAACGCAAACUUAAAGAAAGAUUUGAUGUUGACUAUGAUGACAGUGGUGCCAACUACUUCAGUGACCUGAAGGAUGAGAUGCAGAAGCAGGCAGAGCUAAACAGAGCAGAGUUUGAAGACGUGGAUGAUGAGACCAGAGUGCAGUAUUUAGGCUUCUGGCCGGGAAUGUACGUUAGAUUAGAAAUCUCUUCCUUACCCUCGGAGUUUGUUGCCAACUUUGAUCCUCAUUACCCUAUUAUCCUUGGAGGUCUGGGCUCCAGUGAAGGCAACGUAGGAUAUCUGCAGAUGCGACUCAAGAAACACCGCUGGUACAACCGUAUCCUGAAGACACGGGACCCCCUCAUCCUGUCAUUAGGCUGGCGACGUUUCCAGACCAUCCCUCUCUAUCACAUUGAGGAUCACAAUGGACGUCACCGCCUACUCAAAUACACGCCACAGCACAUGCACUGUGGAGCUUCCAUCUGGGGUCCCAUUACGCCACAGGGCACCGGCUUUUUGGCAUUGCAGUCAACAGCAGGAACUAAAGCUAAUUUCCGCAUUGCAGCCACAGGGGUUGUCCUGGACCUUGAUAGAUCAGUGACUAUAGUGAAGAAACUCAAACUGAUUGGUUACCCUUACAAGAUCUUUAAGAACACUAGCUUCAUUAAGGGCAUGUUCAACACAGUGCUGGAGGUAGCUAAAUUUGAAGGUGCUUCUGUACGAACCGUGUCAGGUAUCAGAGGUCAGAUUAAGAAAGCUCUGUCUUCACCACCAGGAGCUUACAGGGCUACUUUUGAGGAUCGCCUGCUCAUGAGUGACAUUGUGUUCCUGCGCUCCUGGUAUCCAGUGUCUGUUCCUCAACUCUACAACCCUGUCACCUCAAUGCUGCUGCCUGUCGGCCAGAAGGGCAGCUGGUUUGGCAUGAGGACACUGGGGCAGCUUAAACAGGAUCUGGCUAUCCGCAACAAACCCAACACCGACUCUCUUUACAAGUCUGUAGCCCGAACCCAAAGGCACUUCAAUGCCCUCCACAUUCCCAAGGAACUCCAGAAGGCCCUGCCCUUCAAGAGCAAACCCAAACAGCAGCAAGCCAAAGGAAAAACACCCAGAGACCUCCAGAGGCACAGUGUCAUUCGAGAGCCUCAUGAAAGAAAGGUGGCAGCCCUGCUCCAUGCCUUGAACACAGUCCACAGUUACAAGAGGAAAAAGGCCCAUACGGUGCAGCAUGCCAAACACAAAGAGUAUCUCCAGCAGAAAGAGAAAGAUGAGGAGGACAAGCUGAAAAGACAAAAGCAGGCACAGAAAAAAAUGUACCAGGUCAUGGGCCAGAAGGACCAGAAAAAGCACAGGUCCAGUCUAAAGGGGGCACCACAAGAUGACUAAUUCAUAAGGAAAAGUGCUCCAGAUUCUAAGAUACUUGGUCUGGUCAUGACUUUGUAACAGGUUGUCUUGUUUUUUCUGUGAUAUUGAUCUGAAGAUGGUUGUAAAGACAAACUGUAUCUGACUGUAUUGGACUUUGUUUUAAUAAAACACAAAAAUAGCCAAAAAUUGGA